Messenger RNA from Prunus persica (peach), 3590 nucleotides. Its product is annotated as TMV resistance protein N. Lineage: Eukaryota; Viridiplantae; Streptophyta; Magnoliopsida; Rosales; Rosaceae. Gene Ontology annotation, biological process: defense response; signal transduction. Gene Ontology annotation, molecular function: protein binding; ADP binding. The coding region runs from base 108 to 3536 and encodes 1142 amino acids. The record is from RefSeq and is a predicted model, not a curated record. The transcript is spliced from 5 exons.
CCUGCUGGCCCUGCAAACAAGUAAACUUGAGUUGACUUGCGUUCUUUUUAAGGGAGGAGCCGGACUCAUAUUGCAAUUCUUGGAAGCACUUGCAGUCCCUAGUGCCAAUGGCUACCAGCACAACCCAAGAAUCCUUCUCUUCAAAGCAAUGGAUUUACGACGUGUUUUUGAGCUUCAGAGGUGAAGACACUCGCAAAAACUUCACAGGCCAUCUCUAUAUGGCAUUAAAAGAGGCCGGAAUCAAUGCCUUCAUUGACGACAAUGAACUGAGGAGAGGGGAAGAUAUAACAGCAGAACUGGUGCAGGCAAUCCAAGGGUCUAGAAUCUCUGUGAUCGUCUUCUCGAGGCGGUACGCGGAUUCCGGUUGGUGUCUUGAGGAGCUGGUCAAGAUCAUGGAGUGUAGAAGAACAGUGAGGCAAAUGGUUUUGCCAAUAUUCUAUGAUGUUGACCCUUCAGAUGUGAGAAAACAGAAUGGCUGUUUUGGGCAGGCAUUUGAGAAACAUGAAGAGCGGUUCCUGUUAGAAGUUGAUAAGGUACUGAGGUGGAGGUCUGCUCUCACUGAAGCAGCCAAUUUGUCUGGCUGGGAUCUUCGGAACACCGCAGAUGGGCAUGAAGCAAGGUUUAUCAGGAAAAUUAUUGCCGAGAUUACUAGACAGCUGAACAACGCGUACUUGUUUGUUGCUGUCUACCCAGUUGGAAUAAAUUCUCGCGUGGAAGAUAUGAGUUCUUACCUAGGUGUUGGAUCGAAUGACGUUCGCAUGGUUGGAAUUUUGGGGAUGGGAGGACUGGGUAAAACAACGAUUGCCAAAGCCAUCUAUAACCAAUUUUAUCAUAGCUUUGAAGGUAAAAGUUUCGUGGCAGAUGUUAGGGAAACGUCAAAGCAACCAAAUGGUCAGGUUCGUUUGCAAGAACAACUUCUAUCUGAUAUUUUGAAACCAGCCAAGAAGAUAAAGGUUGGAUGUGUUGAUAAAGGGAUCAAUAUCAUAAAAGAAAGACUUGGAUGUAGAAAGGUACUUGUCAUAAUUGAUGAUGCAGAUCAAAUGGAGCAACUAAGGGCAAUAGCUGGAAAGCGUGACUGGUUUGGUUCAGGAAGUCGGAUUAUUAUAACAACAAGAGAUCAACAUUUGCUAAAGCAACUUGAAGUGGAUACAGUGUUUCUGGCUCCAGAAAUGAAUGAAGAAGAAGCUCUCGAGCUCUUCAGUUGGCACGCCUUUAGAAAUAGUUAUCCUAAUGAAGGAUAUCUUGAUCUCUCAACAAGUGUAGUUUCUUACUGUGGAGGUUUGCCACUUGCACUUGAAGUUUUAGGCUCUUUUUUAUUCGGAAGAAGCAUACCAGAGUGGACAAGCGCAUUGGAGAAAUUGAAAAGAAUUCCUCAUGACCAAAUUCAGAAAAAGCUCAGAAUAAGCUUUGAUGGGUUAAGCGACGAUAAACAGAGGGAUAUUUUCCUUGAUAUAUCUUGUUUCUUUAUUGGAAAGGACAAGAACUAUGUCAAACAAAUAUUGGAUGGGUGUGGCUUUUUUGCAGAAAUAGAAAUCAGUGUUCUCCUUCAACGAUGCCUUGUAACUGUUAGUGAAAGAAACAAGCUCACGAUGCAUGAUUUGCUUCGAGACAUGGGAAGAGAAGUUGUCCGUGAAAAAUCCCCCAAUGAACCUGGAAAAUGCAGUAGAUUGUGGCAUAAAGAAGACAUAAAAGAUGUAUUAGCAAAACACUGUGGGACUGAAGAAAUUGAAGGAGUAACACUGAAUUUGCUAAGAUCUGAUGAUGUAAGUUUCAGUACAAAAGCAUUUGCAAAUAUGCAGAGACUGAGAUUGCUCCAACUCAAUUACGUACAACUCACUGGAAGCUACGAAUAUCUUACCAAAGAGUUAAGAUGGCUAUGUUGGCAUGGUCUCCCUCUAAAGUUCAUACCAAACAGCUUUCACCAACAGAAACUAGUUGCUAUAGACCUGCGUUAUAGCAACCUCACGCACGUUUGGAAGGAUCCUGGGUUGCUAGACAAGUUGAAGAUUCUUAAUCUCAGUCACUCUCAUUACCUACAACGCUCGCCAGACUUUUCGAAACUUCCAAAUCUUGAGAAACUGAUGCUCAAAGACUGUAAGAGUUUGUUCGAGGUGCACCCGUCUAUUGGACAUCUUGAAAGACUUCUUGUGGUAAAUUUGAAAGAUUGCAAAAUGCUCAAGGAUCUUCCAAGGAGUUUCUAUGAGUUGAAAUCUAUUGAAACUCUUGAUCUUUCUGGCUGUUCAAAAUUUGCAAACUUGGAUGAUGAUUUAGGGAAAAUGGUAUCAUUGACAACUCUUCUUGCAGACAACACAGCCAUAAGAAAAGUACCUUCUACAAUAUUACGACUGACGAACCUGAAAUAUUUAUCCCUGUGUGGUUUGAAAGCAUCACCAUCUAACUCAUUGCCCUCUCUUUUCUGGUCUUGGGUAUUGCCUAGGAAAAUUACUAAACCAACUAAUCUAUUGCCCCCAUCAUUACGAGGCUUAACCUCUUUACAAAGAUUAUCUCUUGAAGACUGCAAUUUAACUGAUGAUGCAAUUCCUAAGGAUCUUGGGAGUUUAUUUUCUUUACAAGAAUUAAAUCUACAAAGCAAUAGUUUUCGUAGCCUGCCAUCAAGCCUCAAUGGCCUUUCCAAGCUUCGAAGGCUAAUAUUGGAUUAUUGUGCAAACCUUAAUGCAAUCCCAGAGUUACCAAACAAUUUGAAAUCCCUGGAAGCGAGAAACUGCACUUCACUGGAAAGAAUACCAAAUUUAUCAGAAAUCUCAAAUAUGGAUACUUUGAGUCUGACAAACUGCAGCAAACUCAUCGAGAUUCCAGGCUUGGUUAAGUUGUUAAAGUCCUUGAGAUUCAUUCGAAUGGAAGGCUGCAGCAAUAUCACUGAUGCUCUUAAAGAGAACAUCCUGCAGGGAUGGACUGUGAGUGGAUUUGGUGGCAUUUUUCUCCCUGGAAAUAAUAUUCCUGAGUGGUUCCCCUAUGUUGAUGAGGGCGCCUCAGUCUUUUUUGAAGUGCCUCAAAAUAUUGGUUGUAAUUUGAAGGAGUUGAUUGUGUGCAUUGUUUAUUCUUCAUGUCUCGACAACAUAGUAUCUCAAGAUCUUACUAGCAUCUCAGUUAUAAACUAUACCAAGGGCACAAUGCGUACCUCGAGGCCGGUUGCAAUAGACGUGGUAGCAUCUCAUGAAGAUCAUCUUUGGCAGGGAAAUCUAUCCAACAAUGUGUUCAAUUUGGAGGGCUGUGAUGAAGUUGAGGUUAUCGUAGAUUUUGGACCCCAAUUUAGUGUGAAGAAAACAGGGGUCAGUCUAGUGUGGGACAAAGUUAUCAAUGAUAAGAAGAUACAAUAUGCUUCUGGCUCCAAUGAGGAUGCUAAUGUUCUUGGCGAGGACAAUGCUCAGGCAGACAUUAAGUCGAAGAGAGCGCUUGCCGACGGCGAUGCAGGACCAAGCCAUGGCUCGUCUGAUGAGGAUCGACCUCCCAAACGAUUGAGGUCCGAUCCCAAUACUGAAAUGAGCAUAGAUGAACAUGUGGAGCAUGAAGGCUGAAAGGGUGGUGUGUGUUGUGUAAUAUUAUUGCAAUAUAUUUCGAAAUUACAAAGC